AUGGAAACUGCAGCCAUUUUUUUUAUGUUUUCUUUACUCCUGUUUCGCAAAUGCUAUGCUGCUGAGCUCAGCAACGUUUCAAAUUCAUGGUACUUGAGAGAUGGAGACACGUUGGUCUCGACAACAGGGAUUUUCGAACUGGGAUUUUUCAAGACAGAUAACUCGGAGAAUAAAUAUCUUGGCAUUUGGUAUAAGAAAAUCUCUGUUCAAACGGUGGUUUGGGUUGCCAACAGAGACCGACCGAUCCCUGCAGGUGCAUCAACACCUGUCUUUAAGAUAGCUGAUCAAGGAACUUUAGUACUCCUCAACAAUAAGAGCAAGAUUUGGUCAUCCGGAACAACAAUGAACGCAUCACGAAAUGCAACUGCAAAGCUCCAGGACAGUGGAAAUCUAGUAGUGAUGGACCAACAUGAAAAGGUUCUCUGGCAAAGUUUUGAUUAUCCAACUGAUACUCAACUACCUGGAAUGAAAAUAGGGAAAGAUUACUUACGAGGCAUCGAAUGGCGUCUAUCAUCAUGGAAGAGUAGUCAGGAUCCAGCUCCUGGUGAAUUCACCUGGGCUGCAGAUACACUUGGCUACCCUGAAAACAAAAUAAAACAAGGUGCAUUGGUCAAAUACAGGGGCGGUCCAUGGACUAAUCAGAGGUUUACUGGGGUUACACUAUUUAAUAUGAGCAUUAACUAUGCAUGGGUUGCAGUUUUGAAUAAUAUGGAGGUGUCUUUUACUUAUAUUGUUGAGAAUAGUUCUUUGUUAACAUAUGCCAGCUUGAAUUCGGCAGGGCAGCUAGAAAAUUGGGUUUGGUUAAAAGAUGCUAAAAAAUGGCAGCUUAGCUUCUCAUUACCAGGAAGUAUUUGUGAUACAUACAACAUAUGUAAAGCUUAUGGAAGCUGCAUCGCAAGUGCUGAUAUGGUCAAACAGUCAUGUACUUGCUUGGAUGAGAAAAGAUUUGUGCCUAGAGACCAAAAAGGUUGGGACAUGGACGAUUGGUCGGGUGGGUGUGUUAGACGAACACCGUUGGAUUGCAGAAACGGGUCAGAAAGGUUUAUCAAGUACUCCAAUGUUAAUUUGCCAGACACGGAGAGUACCUGGUUUAACUUGAGCAUGAGUUUAGACGAAUGUGAAACCAUAUGCUUACAGAAUUGUACUUGUAUGGCUUAUACAUAUCCAGACACCAGCCUUGCUGGAAGGGGUUGCUUGAUUUGGUUCAAUGAUCUUAUAGACAUCAGACUGCUUCCCGAAGGCAGUGCUGGUAGAGACAUUUUUGUAAGAAUGGCGUCAUCUGAAUUGGGUAUGACAUGCGUGCCUUCUGUGCCCAACUCGUGAAAGCACUUGGUUUUUACAUUGUUGUACCAUUCUUACCAAUUAACUAAUCAAAUCGGGCUUAAACCUAA
Molecule: messenger RNA, 1391 nt
Organism: Erigeron canadensis
Lineage: Eukaryota; Viridiplantae; Streptophyta; Magnoliopsida; Asterales; Asteraceae
Product: G-type lectin S-receptor-like serine/threonine-protein kinase At4g27290
Exons: 1
Coding region: 1-1323 (440 amino acids)
Biological process (GO): recognition of pollen
Source: RefSeq, a predicted model, not a curated record